Prorocentrum cordatum is the source of this 2055-nucleotide messenger RNA. The record is from the annotation of a GenBank genome assembly. Lineage: Eukaryota; Dinophyceae; Prorocentrales; Prorocentraceae.
AUGGAGCCUGCCCAUCUGGAGUGUCGGGGCGAGGACUCUCUGGCGAAGUCUCCGGAGCCGCCAGGGCAGUCCGAGCCCCGCGCUCACGCCCGCCCGUCGGGCACCUCCGGCGGGCAGGGCAGCCGCGGCGGCAGCGGCCAGCACCUCGGGCGCGCGCGGGAGCGGAGCCGCUCGCGGAGCCCCCCGCGGAGGCGGCCCUCGAGCCCCGCCGGAGCCUCUGGGAGCCGGCGGAGGCGCCCCGGCCGCAGCGGCGGCGUGGUGGCAGGCAAGCGCUCCCGCAGCCGCCGCAGCAGCGGCCCGGCGCGCGCCCCGAGGGCCCACACGAGCCCCGAGGCGGAGGGUGCCAGGCGGCAGGCUGUCGUCCAGGAGCGCAGGCGGCGUGGCAGCACGGGCAGCACCGGCAGCGCCAGCAGCUGCACGUCCCACAGACGCCUCGCCGGCAGGGGCGGGCGGUGCGGACCCAGCAGCAGCAGCGGCAGCAGCAGCGGCAGCGGAGGCGCCCGAGGCCGCACCCCCCCCGGGGACGGCAUCGGCCCGGCGCGCCACAGGGCGGGGGCCGGCGGCGACGCCGAGGCGGCACUGUCGAGGUGGGACAUGCGCCCGACCGCCCAGACGGUGAGGGAGGAGAUCGAGAUCCGGAACCGGCUCGCCCUGGGGACUCUCUUCAUGGAGUUGCCGGCAUUCCAGGAGAUGUACCCAUCCCUGGGGGACCCCAUCGUGGCCCUUACACUGCGGUCUGCUGAAACGGGACCGUACUCAUUCGUGGAGUUCCGGGACGACACUCUGGCGAGCACUGCGAUAUUGUUCAGCGGUUUCGAGUUGCGCGGCAGGAGCGUGGGUAUCCAAAGGCCGCUGGGAUACAUCCCUGCUCCAGGCGGCCAUGCCAAACCGUUAGACGUGACGCCCCUGCGCCAGUGCGGGUUAUUGCCGAUGGUCCCGUCGAGAGGGAACGAGGGCAAGCUGCGUCAGUUGUACUUCGGCAACCUCGCUCGCGGGAGGACUUCCCCCGAGGUCAUCAUGAAUUUGCUCAACCCCGUCGCCCAGAAGCUUGCAGAAUUUCGGGCGGAGGAUGGGCCAGCCGUCACAAAUAUCAGCAUGGGCGCGGACGACGUUCACGCCUUCGUCCAGUUCCAGAGCCAGAAACUAGCCACUAAGAUUAUGCAGAUGUUCGAUGGCCAGGCUGUGUUUGGGAGGUGCCUCAGGGUCAGGCGCACGAGCAUAUCCCCAUCGGAGGCGUCGACAGUCGCUCCCCUGGAGCUUCAGGCCGUGGAGGCUCUGAUGGCGAAGCUGCCAGACAAGGUCGCCUCGACCAGCCACGUGGCACCCUUCAUCAGGCAGCUGGCACGCCCAGGGCCGUCCUCCACGCCAGCCACGCCGGCAGUGCCGCCGACCGAUCCGCUGGCCAUGUCGCCGGUGCAAGGCGCUCCCCCUUCAGCCACAGCGGCUUCGCCACCGCCUGGGGCGCCCAUGCAAACAACUGCGGCGGCGGCGCCGCCACCGCCGUCGUGCGAGGCGACUGCGCAGCCAGCCUCGGCGCCGCCGCAGGUGUCUGCCGCUCCGUUGGCCACGGCCUCCUCUCACGAGGCGACGGUGGCAGAGCCGCUGGCGAUGUUGCCCCCAACUGGCGCGCCCCUCAUGGCCGCGUCAGCGCCUCCGCCACCCAGGGUACCCGAGCAGCCAGCUGCGGUGGUGGCGCCGCCGUCGCCGAGGGCAUCACCGCAGCCAGUCACAGCACCGUCGCCAGCGACCGCCCCGCCAGCCACGGCUUCCCUGCAGGAGGUGCCAGAGGCGCAGCAGCCGCCGCAUGAGGCGCCUGCGCAACUAACCUUGGCGACACCGCAGGCCACCCGAGGCUUUGAGGAGCCGACCAGUGCAGUGGCCGUGGGGGCCACGGCUGCGCCCUCCGCCGCAGCGCUGACGCCGCCAGCUACGUCAGAGGCGCCGCAGAAUCCAGACGUGCUCGACGGGAUGCCGCAUGGGGAGCCCGCCGCAGCGACAGCGGUAGAGGCAGCGAGCGCCUCGCCGCCGCUUCUCACUUCACUUACGGCCCUCUGA